GAAACGUCAAGUACAAAUGUAACCUCAAACUAAUAAAAUUUUUAAUAACAAAUUAAACUUAUUGCACAAUGAAGGUGCCAGAAUCCGAGAAAGAAAACGUCCUAUCGAGACGUUUGAACAAAAUCUUGGAAACCCGACUUGAAAACGAUCAGGAUACCUUGGAAGCACUAAAACAACUUUCAACAUUUUACACCGAAAACACUCUACAAGCACGCCGAAAUUUGCGCAGCCAGAUUGAAAAACGCAGCCUCGACAUAAACGAAAAUUUCCUCGCAUCGUUCAGAGAAGUAAAACAGUGUUUUGAUGCCGUUUACAACGACGUUUCCGAAAUGAGUAAAUCGAUCCAAGAAAUGACACAUCGACUUCACAAUGCUAAAAUGCAAACAAAGCAAUUGCUAGAGCAAACCAAGUCUUUGCAAGAAAGUGGCGAAAAAAAUGACAUGCAACAGCAGAUAGUUCAGGCUUUUUUGGACACGUUUCAAUUAACGUCGGACGAACUCAUCGCUCUGCAUGGAAACAAGCAAAAACGAGACGCCCCACUCACGAACGAGAUUUUUUCAGCGUUAGAUCACAUCCAGAAGAUUCAUUCUGAUUGCAAAGUUCUGAUGCAGUCGGGACACCAAACCCUAGCUCUGGACAUAAUGGAGCAGAUGACCUUACAUCAAGAAGGGGCUUUAGAACGACUAUAUAGGUGGACACAGCACCACUGUAGAAACGUCGAUAAUCCCGAUUUAACAGAAAUAAUAACUCAAGCAAUGGCCAGGUUGCAAGAACGCCAAAUGUUAUUCAAAUACAUAAUAGACGAGUAUUGCAUAGCGAGACGGUCAGUCCUCGUGGGCGAAUUUAUCAACGCUCUGACACGCGGGGGCCCUUCGGGCAACCCCGCCCCCAUCGAAUUAAGGGCCCACGACCCCCAGAUCUACAUCACAGAUAUGCUAGUUUGGUUGAACAAAGCCAUACCUGUUGAAAAACAAAAUCUUCACUUGCUUGUAAAAUUAUGCGACAAAAGUGAUUUAAAUCAGCAAUUGAAUGAAGCUUUAGCAUCGAUUUGUGAGGGUAUUUGCCAACCGUUGAAAAUUCGAAUUGAGAAAAUUCUCAGUUCUUCAGUCGCCCCAUCGGUUUUAUAUGCAGUUACAAAUCUGAUCCGUUAUUACAAAAAAUGCAUUUGUAAAAUAGUUACUGGGGGAUUGCUUGAGGCCACAUUGGUCGAAGUGCAGGAACGGAGCGAGGGGGCUUUCUUGACAACUCUCCAACAACAAGUCAAUAGUAUUUUAGUGAGGGUUGAGGCGCCCCCGAGGGACCUGUCGCCGACUCCCUCUGUUAACCACUUGUUGGCCAUAUUAAGAGACACGUUGUCCACUGCUAGUGUUAGUGAAGGGAGGGAGAGUGACAUGGGAAAAAUUGCGCAAUGUAUUAUGGAGCCCCUCUUGAGAGCCGUCAACGAACAAGCCUCUCGUCUGCCCCCCACCGACAUGGCUGUCUACAUGCUGAACUGCAUGUACUCAAUGUACACUUGUUUAUCACUGUAUGAAUUCAUGGACGAAAGAUUAGAACGACUUCAAGCACAAUCUGACGCCCAAAUAGACACUUUAACAUCAGAACAAGCGAGUUCACUUGUUGCAAAUCUUAAUUUGGGGCCGAUUUAUACCAUUUUGCAAGAUCACACGCAAGGGCCUCUGUCAGGAAUCCCCGGAAUGGAACCCACAAAUUUGAAAAAUUUCUUGGCCAAACUGGAUUAUUUAUUGGCUUCCCCUGACACAGUUUUGCUACCCCAAAUCAACUUGUUAUCGUCAUCUAAACACAAAAAAGCCGUUCAGAAAAGGGCGUUUGAUGUUCUUUUGGCCAUUUAUAAACAGCUGUAUGAAGGUGUUCACAACCCGGCGAAUUUGUACGAAAAUCCUGAGAAUAUUCUUAGCAAGACUCCAGACGAAUUAAUGAAAAUAUUAAACUAGGCUUUGAGUAUUAUUGUAUAUACGUUAUUAUUUUUAUUUUAUUCCAUAUAAGAGGAUGUUGUGUUUGAAACAAAAAAAUUAAUUUUUCGAAAUUACAAAAAAUGUUUUUCUUAGAUGCAGUUAAUUACUAAUUAAUACAUGGAA
Tribolium madens (black flour beetle) is the source of this 2096-nucleotide messenger RNA. RefSeq names its product conserved oligomeric Golgi complex subunit 6 (gene Cog6). The transcript has 6 exons. Gene Ontology annotation, cellular component: COG complex. The coding region runs from base 69 to 1952 and encodes 627 amino acids. Lineage: Eukaryota; Metazoa; Arthropoda; Insecta; Coleoptera; Tenebrionidae. Gene Ontology annotation, biological process: intra-Golgi vesicle-mediated transport. The record is from RefSeq and is a predicted model, not a curated record.